AUGUCGCUCGCACACACAGCUGCAGAGUACAUGCUCUCUGAUGCCUUACUGCCUGACCGCAGAGGCUCCCGCCUCAAAGGACUGCGCCUGGAACUGCCCCUGGACCAGAUGGUCAAGUUUGUUGCUGUGGGCUUUCCCUUACUGCUGAUGUCCCUGGCAUUUGCCCAAGAGUUCUCCUCCGGGUCUCCAAUCAGCUGCUUUUCUCCAAGUAACUUCAGUAUCCGGCAGGCUGCAUACGUGGACAGUUCCUGUUGGGACUCACUGGUUCACCAUGAACAGGAUGAGGCUGGCCAGGACAAGAUAAAAUCACUCUGGCCCCACAAGGCCCUCCCCUACUCCCUUCUGGCCCUGGCCAUGGCCAUGUACCUGCCAGUGCUGCUGUGGCAGUAUGCAGCUGUUCCAGCCCUCAGCUCAGAUCUGCUGUUCAUCAUCAGUGAACUGGACAAAUCCUAUAAUCGUUCCAUCCGCCUGGUGCAGCACGUGUUGAAGAUUCGGCAGAAGAGCUCUGACCCUCAUGUCUUCUGGGAUGAGCUAGAGAAGGCCCGAAAAGAACGAUACUUUGAAUUUCCCCUGCUAGAGCGGUACCUGGCAUGUAAGCAGCGCUCACAUUCACUAGUGGCCACCUACCUCCUGAGGAACUCCCUUUUGCUCCUCUUUACCUCGGUCACAUACCUGUACCUUGGUCACUUUCAUCUGGAUGUCUUCUUCCAAGAAGAAUUCAGCUGCUCCAUCAAGACAGGGCUACUACAUGAUGAAACUCACGUUCCCGAACUGAUUACAUGCAGGCUGACCUCCCUAUCCAUUUUUCAGAUUGUCAGCCUCUCCAGUGCAGCAAUAUACACCCUGUUGGUUCCUGUGAUAAUAUACAACUUCACACGACUAUGUCAGUGGGACAAACGACUGCUAUCUGUAUAUGAGAUGCUCCCAGCUUUUGAUCUCCUCAGCAGAAAAAUGCUGGGAUGUCCCAUCAAUGACCUCAAUGUGAUCCUUCUUUUCCUCCGAGCCAACAUCUCUGAGCUCAUCUCUUUUAGCUGGUUGAGUGUCUUAUGUGUGCUGAAGGACACUGCCAUCCAGAAGCAUAACAUUGACACAGUGGUCGAUUUCAUGACAUUAUUGGCUGGCUUAGAACCCUCAAAACCCAAACAUCUCACCCAACAAAUGUGUGACGAACAUCCAUAG
Sciurus carolinensis (gray squirrel) is the source of this 1179-nucleotide messenger RNA. RefSeq names its product pannexin 3 (gene Panx3). The record is from RefSeq and is a predicted model, not a curated record. Gene Ontology annotation, biological process: monoatomic cation transport; positive regulation of interleukin-1 production. NCBI's taxonomy places the organism in Eukaryota, Metazoa, Chordata, Mammalia, Rodentia, Sciuridae. The coding region runs from base 1 to 1179 and encodes 392 amino acids. Gene Ontology annotation, molecular function: channel activity. The transcript has 4 exons.